Postia placenta MAD-698-R-SB12 is the source of this 2278-nucleotide messenger RNA. RefSeq lists its product as hypothetical. The transcript has 11 exons. Gene Ontology annotation, biological process: vacuole inheritance; nucleus-vacuole junction assembly. Lineage: Eukaryota; Fungi; Basidiomycota; Agaricomycetes; Polyporales; Adustoporiaceae. Gene Ontology annotation, molecular function: protein-membrane adaptor activity; protein binding. Gene Ontology annotation, cellular component: fungal-type vacuole membrane. The record is from RefSeq and is a predicted model, not a curated record. Bases 4 to 1881 code for a protein of 625 amino acids.
GCCAUGGGUGUCGUCUCCAGCUGCUGCGAGUCAUGCUUCCAUUCACGCAAAUCGCAGUCAUAUGAGCCCCUGCUCCUCGAGAACGAACGGGAGGCUGUAGCAGACCUUUUGCAAUACCUAGAGAACCGCACGACGACCAACUUCUUCUCGGGAUCACCACUUUCCGCGUUGACCACACUUUCUUUCUCUGACAAUGUCGACCUCCAGCGGAGUGCGGCUCUGGCGUUUGCUGAGAUUACGGAGAAGGAGGUGCGACCGGUCGGGCGGGAUACGCUCGACCCCAUCCUCUUUCUGCUCAGCAGCCACGAUACGGAGGUACAGCGGGCGGCCAGUGCCGCAUUGGGCAACCUCGCCGUCAACACCGAUAACAAGCUCCUUAUCGUGAAGCUAGGCGGUCUUGAGCCUCUAAUCCGGCAGAUGCUCAGCCCGAAUGUUGAGGUGCAGUGCAAUGCUGUCGGGUGUGUAACGAACCUGGCGACGCAUGAUGACAACAAGACGAAGAUUGCGAAAUCAGGUGCACUUGUUCCGCUCACCCGCCUUGCACGUUCCAAGGACAUGCGCGUACAGCGAAAUGCGACGGGUGCACUUCUCAACAUGACCCAUUCUGAUGAGAAUCGGCAACAGCUUGUCAAUGCGGGCGCAAUUCCGGUUCUGGUCAGUCUUUUGAACUCGCCCGAUACUGAUGUCCAAUACUACUGCACCACCGCGUUGAGUAACAUCGCCGUCGAUGCUACGAAUCGUAAGAAGCUGGCGCAGAGUGAGCCCAAGCUGGUCGCCAGCUUGGUGCAGCUCAUGGACAGUCCUAGCCUUAAAGUCCAAUGUCAAGCAGCGCUUGCUCUACGGAACUUGGCUAGUGAUGAGAAAUACCAACUGGAGAUUGUCAAGGCGGAUGGCCUCCAGCACCUCUUACGCCUGCUCCAGUCCACGUACCUUCCUCUUAUCCUCUCUUCCGCUGCUUGCGUUCGGAAUGUGUCGAUUCACCCUCAGAACGAGUCGCCGAUCAUCGAGUCGGGCUUCCUGCAGCCUCUGAUUAACCUCCUAUCGUUCAAGGACAAUGAGGAGGUGCAGUGCCAUGCUAUCUCGACGCUGCGAAACCUUGCGGCUAGCUCGGAGAAGAACAAGCAGGCGAUUGUGAAGGCGGGUGCGGUGCAGAGCAUCAAGGAGCUUGUUCUCGAGGUUCCCAUGAACGUGCAGAGCGAGAUGACCGCCUGUGUAGCGGUUUUGGCGCUGAGUGACGAGCUGAAAGGCCAAUUGCUUGAGAUGGGCAUUUGUGAAGUACUUAUCCCUUUGACGAAUUCGCCUAGCUCGGAGGUACAAGGCAACAGCGCUGCUGCGCUGGGUAACCUGUCUUCGAAGGAUGGCCGCACGGCCAAUGAUGAUUAUUCUGCAUUUAACGACGUCUGGGAGAAGCCGGACGGUGGCAUGCACCGAUACUUGUACCGCUUCCUCACCAGCCCGGACGCGACCUUCCAACACAUCGCUGUAUGGACUAUUGUACAGCUCCUAGAAUCCGAAGACCCGCAGCUCAUCAACAACAUCCGCGGUUCAAAUCUGCUUAUUCCUAACAUCCGCCAGCUUGCCGAGACGCGCACGUCGACUCCCACAUCCUCAAUCGGAGGCACGCCGCACUCGCACCACUCGCAUAGCCACUCGUACGCGGACACUGAGACCGGCGAGGGGCAGGGCGAGAUCCAGCUGCUCGCGCGGCGGAUCCUCGAGAUCACCGAAGGCGACGAUGACGGCGCGAUGACGCCUAGUGCCGCCGCAUCGCAGCUGCAGUCUACAUCGCUGCGCGAGCACGAGGGCAGCGUAGGGCGCGAGCAUGAGGAGCUGCGCAAGAGCGUGCGGGAGGCGUUCUCAGGAGGCUCUCUCGGACAUUGAGGUAUUUAUGAUCGUGCUCCCGUGCUCUUAUGCCGAGGACAACUUAUGUUGUAGCGCCACUGCGCUGCGCGAACAAUGACCUCGGGGCGGCCGGGGACGCCCCUCCCGGCUUCACUGCUCGUAGAUUUCCGUCGACCACCACCCUGCCUACUUUCCCGUAUGCACGCCUGUCUCCGCAUGUCUUUAUUUCCCUGUUCGUUCCCAACUCUUCCGUACCGUCUCGGAGGUCGUCGUGGCUGUUGCAUUUGGCUCGUUUUUGUUCCAUAGGAGUUACUCGAUGCACUGCAUGUUUUCGCUUGCCGCCUGCUGGUGUGUGCCGCAGGGUGGUGCCCUGAUCGUGACGACGUUGACGACUAUAUAUAUAUGCUAGUAUGACAUGGCUUUGUGACCUAUUAAA